AUGGCAACGACUGCAGAAGACACCACGGGCGAAAAGGCUUCAACCGGCCUCUCCAAGCUCCUCUGGACACCACCGUGGUUGAGAUGGAAUCCAGAACAGAACUUCGAAAUGUCAUGGCCUCUGACUUGUAUUUUUGGAUUUGUGGCAGCCUUUAGUGUCGCAAACCUCUACUAUACACAUCCAAUUCUUCACAUCAUAGCGGAAGAUUUCGGCAUUACGGAUGAGCGGGCUUCGCUGGUUCCAACAGUGUUGCAGGCUGGCUAUGCUACCGGCUUGCUCUUCAUCGUCCCCGUUGGCGAUAUUGUGCGCCGCCGGCCGAUGAUCAUAAGCUUGGUUUUCGUGACAUCGUUGUUUUGGCUUGGCUGUACUUUGACGAAAACGUUUGAAUCCUUCCUCGGCUUGUCCUAUGUCGUUGGUCUCUUCACCGUCACACCGCAACUCAUGUUUCCUCUGACUGUGCGCUAUGCCCCGGCUCGACACCGACCCACCAUGACCGCCAUCGUCAUGUCUGGGCUCGUCUUUGGCAUUCUGGUAGCUCGAUUGCUUUCCGGUAUUGUGACGGAAUACACAAACUGGCGAAACAUCUACUGGAUGUCGUUUGGCUUGCAGCUUGCAAUUGUACUUACCGCCUUCUUCCUGCUGCCAGAUUUUCCUGUGUUGCGACCAGGAGCGUCUUAUCCCAGUAUCCUUGUAAAGAUGGUAAAGCUGCCUUUCCAGCAACCCGUGCUAACGCAGUCGGCGCUCAUUUCUUUUUUGCUCAUGGGAAUGUUUACUUCGUUCUGGACUACCUUGACGUUUCAACUCGCGGGGCCGCCCUUCCAUCUAUCGACUCUUGUCAUCGGUCUUUUCGCCCUGGUGGGUAUGUCGCCGGUUCUCUUCAGCCCAAUCUUUUCACGACUGGUGAUGACACGCCUGCAUCCGAGCGGCACCUUGAUCAUAGGGCAUAUCAUACUACUCGCGGCGGUUUGUAUCGGAACCUUUACUGGCACUUUUUCGUUGGCCGGACCUGUCAUCUGGGCGAGUAUCGGAGACUUGGGUAUGAACAUUGUAACUGUUUCGAACCGAAUGGCAUUUGCAAACGUGGAGCCGACUGCCCAGAACUCAGUCAACUCGGUCUACAUGGUUUUCACUUUCUGCGGCCAGCUGUUCGGAACAGCUGUAGGAAACAAGCUGUACGCAAGCGGCGGAUGGAUCAGGAGCGGCUCUCUGUCUAUCGGCCUCAUCGGCGGCGGCCUGCUGCUUGUUCUUAUUCGAGGACCACAUGAGACAGGCUGGAUCGGUUGGUCUGGUGGCUGGGAGUUGAGAACUAAGGUACUGCGCGCGAGAGAGGCGGCGAACUCACAGGAAGUAUCUGAAUCUACAGAGCAUCCGUCUGAUGAAGAGGCAGCCGUUCCGCAAGAGACUGAAGUGAAGGAGAAGAUUUGA
Trichoderma harzianum CBS 226.95 is the source of this 1425-nucleotide messenger RNA. RefSeq lists its product as hypothetical. The transcript is spliced from 3 exons. Bases 1 to 1425 code for a protein of 474 amino acids. Gene Ontology annotation, biological process: transmembrane transport. Gene Ontology annotation, molecular function: transmembrane transporter activity. Lineage: Eukaryota; Fungi; Ascomycota; Sordariomycetes; Hypocreales; Hypocreaceae. The record is from RefSeq and is a predicted model, not a curated record.